AUGCAGUCUGGUGGGUAUGAAAGGAUACCUUGCCAGCUACGAGACGUUUACAACAAGGUCGCCCAUGUCAAAAGAAAAGAGAAAAGAUGUACAGAUUCAUAUGGUGCUUUGGGAUAUUUGGAUUGUCUGUCAAAGAGGGAUCCAAAUUUCUUCAUUCAAUAUCAAUGUGACGUGGAGAACAGAUUGGGGAACCUAUUUUGGGCAGACAGAUAUUCUCGACAGGAUUUCGUCGCAUUCGGUGAGGUUAUUGGAUUUGACACAACAUAUAUGACAAACAAAUAUAAUAAACCCCUGACAAUUAUUUUGGGCGUCAAUCAUCAUUUCAAGACCUGCAUAUUUGGAAUGGCACUGCUUAACUCCGAGGAUGAGCAAACUUACUUUUGGUUGCUUGACAAAUUUAUUGAAUGCCACAAUCAUGUAACACCAAAAGUUGUGGUGACAGAUGGAGAUGGAGCUAUCAAAAAUGUUGUCUUCAAGUACUUCCCAAAUGCAACUCAUCGGUUGUGUGCGUGGCACCUAUGUACCAACGCUUUAAAAAUUUCAAAAGACCCCCAAUUCUUACAAGGAUUUCAAGAUGUCAUGUACAACUAUUACACAAUAGAGGAGUUCAUGCAAAAAUGGGGGGAAUUAAUACAGAAAUUUGACCUCCAUUCUAGCCAAUGGUGCACCAACACUUAUCACAGUCGUCGUUCAUGGACAGACAUACCUAAGAGGGAAAUUUGUCGCCGGAAUGUGGACCAACCAAAGAUGUGA
Molecule: messenger RNA, 753 nt
Organism: Humulus lupulus (European hop)
Lineage: Eukaryota; Viridiplantae; Streptophyta; Magnoliopsida; Rosales; Cannabaceae
Product: protein FAR1-RELATED SEQUENCE 5-like
Exons: 1
Coding region: 1-753 (250 amino acids)
Biological process (GO): regulation of DNA-templated transcription
Source: RefSeq, a predicted model, not a curated record